This is a messenger RNA of Kwoniella botswanensis, 3474 nucleotides long. Its product is annotated as 5'-3' exoribonuclease 2. The transcript has 12 exons. The record is from RefSeq and is a predicted model, not a curated record. Gene Ontology annotation, molecular function: nucleic acid binding; 5'-3' RNA exonuclease activity; zinc ion binding. Gene Ontology annotation, biological process: nucleobase-containing compound metabolic process. Gene Ontology annotation, cellular component: nucleus. The coding region runs from base 1 to 3474 and encodes 1157 amino acids. Lineage: Eukaryota; Fungi; Basidiomycota; Tremellomycetes; Tremellales; Cryptococcaceae.
AUGGGUGUUCCAGCAUUAUUCAGAUGGUUAUCUAAGAAAUACCCUAAAAUCGUCAAUCGGGUAAUCGAAGAUACGCCCAAGAAAGUUAGGACGCAGGAUGGGGAGAUUGAAGAGAUACCUGUUCAGUAUGAUGGACCGAAUCCGAACGGGUUCGAGGUGGAUAACCUGUAUCUCGAUAUGAACGGUAUCGUCCAUCCAUGUACUCACCCCGAAGGUAAACCUGCACCAGAGACCGAAGCUGAGAUGAUGGUCGAGAUCUUCAAAUAUACCGAAAGGGUUGUGAAUAUGACUAGACCAAGGAAGGUAUUGAUGAUGGCCAUUGAUGGUGUUGCACCAAGAGCAAAGAUGAAUCAACAGCGUUCGAGGCGUUUCAGAGCUGCUCAAGAAGCGGCGGACAAGGCUGAGGAGAAAAGAGAAGCGAUAAAGAUGUUUGAAGCUAUGGGACAUACCGUCUCGGAGGAAACACAGAAUCAGAAACAUUGGGAUACCAACGCUAUUACGCCAGGAACCCCGUUUAUGGACCUACUAUCAAUCUCCUUAAAAUACUGGGUUUCUCAUAAACUCUCCACCGACCCAGGAUGGAAGAACCUCAAAGUCAUCUUGUCAGAUUCAAGUGUACCCGGAGAAGGUGAACAUAAGAUCAUGGACUGGAUAAGACGACAAAGAUCUCAUUCGACUUGGGACCCCAAUACAUCACACGUCAUAUAUGGUCUAGAUGCGGAUCUGAUCAUGCUUUCGUUAGCUACUCAUGAACCUCACUUCAGAGUUUUGAGAGAAGAUGUUUUCGCUCAGGGGAAUAAGGGACCUCAGCCUUGUAAGAAUUGUGGACAGACAGGUCAUUUGACCGCUAAUUGUAUUGGCGAGAAAAAAGCAAAAGAUCCAAAUGUAGUGGAAGUAGCCAAACCCGUCGACCCCAAACCAUUCAUCUUCCUUGACGUCUCAUGUCUACGAGAAUAUUUAGCUGUCGAACUCAAUGUACCCGGUGUCCCAUUCCCUUUCGACCACGAAUUAGCGAUCGAUGAUUGGAUUUUCAUGAUUUUCUUCGUUGGAAACGAUUUCUUACCUCAUCUACCAAGUUUGGAGAUCCGUGAAGGUGCUAUCGAUGUAUUACUCAAGAUUUGGAGAGCGGAGUUACCCAGGAUGGGAGGGUACUUGACGAAUCAUGGAAAGGUCAAUUUGGAUCGUGCACAGGUCAUCUUAGAGGGAUUGGCUAAAAAUGAAGAUGAAAUCUUCCAGAAGAGGAAGGAAGAUGAGGAACGACAAGAACAUCAUUCCAAGCGAAGACGAAUAGAUGACCAUCGUCGGCAGAAUGAGGCUAAGGGCAAUGGAGGAGGCCAGCAUACUCGAUUCGAUUCUCCGCCCAAAGGAACAAUGCAAUUGAAUGGACAAGAAUACGUAGCUGUCCAACCUGCUCUUACAGCCCGUGGAGGUCCUCUUCACCCUUCGUUACCUACUAGACCCGCGUUUGAUCUCGUACCGAAGGAAGAAGCGGACAAGAAACAAUCAGACGCAGUCAAGAAAGCUAUGUCGAAUACUGCGUCCAACUCCGAUAUCGUGAAAAAUAGAAGAGCUAUACGGAUGGCCAAUCUGAGUGCGGCUGAAGCUCUCAAAGCUGAAUUGCUAGGUGGUGAUAACGAACCUGAAACUGUCACGGUGGAGAAUACCGAAGAUGAGGAGAAGGAACAGUUACCCAAAGAUGAAGCUAAGGAGAUACUGGAAGAACAAGGUGAAGAUGAAGGUGUAGAUGAGGAGAUCGUGCAGCCCGCUUUGGUAACUGAUGAAGAUGAAGGUGAAGCUCCGAUAGGUGAUGAGACGAUUGAAUUGGACGAAGGAGCGGAUGAAUCGCCUAGUAGGCCAAAUAAGAGGAAGAGGACCAAAGCGGACGAGAAUGAUGAUGAUGACGAAGCAGCAGAGGAUGACGAGUCAUCAAGUAGCUCGUUGGAUGAUGACGAUGACGCUCCACCUAAUCCCGAAGCUGAUCAACCUAUCCCCAAGAAGAAACUCAAGGUCAAUCCCGAUGGUACGGUUGAUGGAUAUGAGGAUGAUGUGAAACUUUGGGAGCCUGGAUAUAGAGAAAGGUACUACGAGAAGAAGUUUGGGGUUUCAUUAUCGGACACUGAGUUCAUACAGCAGAUAACGAAAUCAUACAUGGAAGGAUUAUGUUGGGUCCUGGAAUACUAUUACCAAGGUGUACCCGCAUGGGAUUGGUUCUAUCCAUAUCACUAUGCACCCUUCGCUCAAGAUUUCAAAGAUAUCGGUAAACUCAAGAUUGAAUUUGAGAUCAGCGAACCGUUCAAACCUUUUGCUCAGCUGUUGGGUGUGUUCCCUGCUGCGAGUCGAAUACAUUUACCUGAACCUCUACAAGAAUUAAUGAUAAACGAAGAUUCCCCAAUCUUAGAUUUCUAUCCCGAAGAUUUCGAGAUCGACAUGAAUGGUAAGAAGAUGGCAUGGCAAGGUGUUGCCCUCUUACCGUUCAUCGACCAAGAUCGAUUACUCGCUGCGUUAGAAAGCAAGGAGAAGGACUUGAAGCCAGAAGAAAGGAUUAGGAACAGGUGGGGAGACAAUAUUAUGUUUGUGUCGAAUCAGCAGGAAUAUGGGUUGAGCGAGGUGUGCUCGGAAAUGUAUGGGUUGAAGUUCAGGGAUGUCCACAUGCCCGUCCCUCUCAACCCCAAACAGUCCGAAGGAGCCACCGGGUCUAUCUUAGCUGUACCGAACUACAUCCCUUACUCGACAUUUGAAUCUCCCAUACCAGAAAUAGAAGAAUGCCCCGAUUUGACCAAUAACAAUUCUAUCUCUGUUCGAUACUACUUCCCUAAACAGGCUCAUCCCCAUCGAUCAGUCAUCUUACCACAGUACAAGCCUGGUCCGUCAAGGUUGAACGAGAGCGAUAAAGACUGGGUACGACGCGGAGGAGGUGGUGGAGGAGGGCAUCGGAGAGGACCAAGACAAAGUGGAGGAGAUAACAGGACUGGUGGACCUGGAAUGGGUAGAGGUGGAUAUGGUGGAGGUUAUGCUCCACCCGGAAAUGCUUAUAAUCCACCUCGACCUUCGUAUGGAGGAGGUGGAGGAGGGUAUGGUGGAUACAACGCUCCUCCACCUGCACCUGCACCUUAUGGUGGAUAUGGAGGCGGUUAUGGAGGUUAUGGAGGUGCACCCGCGGGUAGUGCGUACUCUGCACCGGGUCAGGGAGGAUAUGGAGGAUAUGGAGGUGGAUCAGCUUAUAGCGCAUACAACCCACCACCAGCACGUAAUCCCAACCCAUAUGCUGCUCCACCACCUAAUCCCUAUGGCGCACCUCCCAGACCAGCUUACGGAGCACCACCACCUCAAGGAGGGUAUGGUGGUUAUGGAGGAGCAGGAGGUGGCACGGGUGCAGGAAGAGGAGGUUAUAACCCCUAUGGAGGUGGGAAUUCAGCUUAUCAACCUAGGAAUGGAAAUGCAGGAGGGGGAGGAAGAGGUGGUAGACGGUAUUAA